AUGACCAGCAACGCCAUCUUCUUGCCAGGUGAACUCAACUCAGGAAACAGUGUGCGUAAGGAGAAUAUUUCUGCAACCACUGCAUUAGCAGGGAUCAUCCGGACGACCUUAGGCCCAACCGGGAUGGACAAAAUGUUGAUAGAUAGCAUGGGCGAAGUCACAGUCACCAACGAUGGUGCGACCAUUCUGCAAAAGCUCAACGUUGCCCAUCCUGCGGCAAAGAUCCUGGUGGAGCUUUCUUCCCUUCAGGAUAGGGAAGUUGGUGAUGGCACCACCAGUGUGGUCAUCUUUGCAUCGGAAUUCCUUAAGGAGGCAGACGAGCUUAUCGGCCGUAACAUGCACCCCACAAUUGUGAUUGAGGGCUAUCAACUGGCCCUAAAGAAAGCAUUGAACUAUAUAGAGAAACGCCUCAAGGUCAACGCCUCUGCAUUGACACGCGAGAAUUUUCUGAACGUUGCCCUCACAUCACUGUCUUCGAAGAUUGUCAGUCUAACCGCAGAGCACUUCGCCAACAUCGUCGUUGACGCUGUUUUUGCCGUCAAGCACAUCACAGAGGCAGGCGUCACUAAAUAUCCAAUAAAGUCUAUUGGAAUUCUGAAGGCUCAUGGAGGCGCUGCGCGAGAGUCUUAUCUUGUCAAGGGCUUUGCUCUGCACCAAUCCAGGGCUUCCUUGCAGAUGCCGAGUUCUGUCAGGGCGGCGAAGAUAGCUCUUUUGGACUUCAAUCUUCAGCAGCAACGCCUUGCUGUGGGGACUCAGAUUCUUAUCACCGAUGCAUCAAAGAUGGAGGGCGUGCGCCAAAUGGAAAACGACAUAGUUAAGAAGCGCAUUGAGGUGCUCCUGGCAGCAGGGGCAACGGUUGUCUUCACCACAGGAGGAAUUGAUGAUAUGGCGCAAAAAUACCUUGUGGAGCAGGGCAUAAUGGGCGUACGACGUAUACCAGCAGACGACAUGAAGCGCAUAGCGAAGGUGACUGGUGGAGAGAUACUGGGGACUCUUGCAGACCUCGACGGGGAGGAGACUCUACCUCCUUCUUGCCUUGGGUUUGCCGAGGAAGUAAUAGAGGAACGCAUUGCUGAUGAUAAUAUCAUCUUCAUACGAGGCGGGAAAGGAAGAGCGACAGGUUCCAUUAUUCUCCGCGGGCCAAAUAUCCACAUGGUGGAAGAGAUGGAGAGGUCCAUACACGACGCUCUGUGUGCUGUCUCGAAGACCCUGGAGUCGGAUGCCGUGGUCGCAGGUGGAGGGUGCAUUGAAACCGCGCUGAGUGCUUAUCUGGAGGAGGUCGCACGGUCUAUCGAUAAUAAAACACAGCUUGCUGUGAUGGCCUUCUCUCGUGCCCUUUUAGCCAUUCCGCGGCAACUGGCGGUGAAUUCUGCCCUGGAUGCAACCAAACUUAUUGCAGAGCUGCGCGCAGUUCAUGCCAGAGCCAUACUCAAAGAAACUCCUGCUGAGGAGAAAGAAAAACUUAGGCAUUAUGGUCUGGAUCUUCAGAACGGCGUCAUAUGUGACAACGUCCAGGCAGGAGUUCUGGAGCCUAUGUCUAACAAACUUAAGAGUCUUUCCUUUGCGGUGGAAGCUGCUGUGACGAUUCUCAGGAUAGAUGACAGCAUAAGAUUGAAUCCAGAGCAGCAGCAAUCCGUCCAGGAUCACCAUUAA
Messenger RNA from Giardia duodenalis, 1653 nucleotides. RefSeq names its product TCP-1 chaperonin subunit alpha. The record is from RefSeq and is a predicted model, not a curated record. Bases 1 to 1653 code for a protein of 550 amino acids. Gene Ontology annotation, molecular function: ATP binding; ATP-dependent protein folding chaperone; ATP hydrolysis activity. NCBI's taxonomy places the organism in Eukaryota, Fornicata, Diplomonadida, Hexamitidae. The transcript has a single exon. Gene Ontology annotation, cellular component: chaperonin-containing T-complex. Gene Ontology annotation, biological process: protein folding.